UGCUAAAGUAUCGGUGCUACGUUCACGUUCCGCUCGUAUGUUUACGUUCCCAGUGUGAACCGGGAAGCGGAAAGUGGCCGGACGAUCGUCGGGUAGACGAUUACGGUCCGCUCUUGGCCCGAUACGAUCGUCAGGCGGGAAGUUGAAAAAAUCCAACUUUUUGAACGUAGCGGAACGUUUCAGCAAGUGUGUGACUGGUCUCAACAGACAACAAGCCAGCAGUGAUUGGGGCAAAGUUACAAGAUGGCACUGUGGACAGAGGCCCUAGAAGAGCGUCUGGUUAACCUGGUGCAGGAUUAUCCGUGGCUGUACGCUGUGAACAGUAGAGGGUUUAGAGACAAACACAAGAAAACGAACUCAUGGCGAGAAAUCGCAACUUCUCUGCCUGACGGCAUAGAUGCUGACGCCGCCCACAAAAAGUGGGACGCACUGCGCGACAAGUAUCGGCGGCUGCGUCAGAAGGACGCCAUGCUACCGCCCAGUGGAUCCAGUUUCCGGGAGGCGGAGAGUCAGCGGCCCGACUGGGCUCUCUUCACUGUGCUGCACAGCUUCCUACAGCCCCACACCAACCAUCGCCGACGUGGAGGUGACAGUUUCAACGUGGAAUCAGCAGUCGCGGAGAAUGGAAACGCUGCAACAGUGCUGAUGGAAGAUGUUGGGGAACAAAGUCAGUCCCAGGUGGUGCUGGAUGGCAUCGACGCGUCUCAACUGGACGUUGUAUUCGAGGACAGCCAGGCAUCAAACAGCCAGGCAUCAAACGCUUCCUCUCCAGCCGAUGCCGAAGUAACUGCUGCCGUCGGGAACGGCCAGCCCGGGACUGUGGCUGCAAACAGAAGCGCCGCCGCUACAGAAGCGGCGGCACGUCCCGAGCCGGACCGGCGGCCUGUCGGCAGUCAGCCCGCGACGCUGGAGCGGCCGCCGGCUAGGCCGCAGCAGCGCUCACCAACUCCGGGACCGAGUGGUGCGCCGGACGUCCGUCGGCCGGGGCCGAGCCUGGCCACCCCGCGGCGGCCUCAGCCGUCGAAGAGGACGCCUGCUGUCGCAGGAGCCAGCCAGCAGUCCUGGCAAAGAGAACUGGUGGACUGCUGGAAGCAGGCGAAAGCGACAGAAAAGGACAGGGUGUCGUGCUUCCUGGAGUACCUCGGUACUCUCAUGAGGAAUGUGUCACCUGAUGACCUCGACGACGUAGAGGACAAGGUGUUGCGUGUUGUGCGCAGCUUCCGAUAAGCAGUAUAGCUUUCCGGUCUGCGUUCAAUCUGGGCGCAUCAGGUGCUGUGUUAAUCUAGAUUUCAGCUUGCGUUGGGUUCAGGGUCGUCUGCGGCCUUAUGAUGUUGCGGUGCAGCGCAGUUGUACAUUUUUAGGAUGCAGUUUGUAGCAAUAGUACCGUAGUUAAUAGCUUGUACCUGAUUUCGUUGUCGAUCUCAUCAUGGAUCUCACCUGCACUUGCCGGCUGCAACUGGGUGCAGCAGGUGAGGUAGGCCGUGUGUCAUCUCAUUUAAUCUCGUGUUAUUGCAUGUGAACUCAGAGGUACUCGCUUUGGUCAUGAGGCUGUGACGAACCACCUUUCAUUGAAGUAAGAAUAAAUGUACGUUUUCUAAAA
Molecule: messenger RNA, 1600 nt
Organism: Amphibalanus amphitrite
Lineage: Eukaryota; Metazoa; Arthropoda; Thecostraca; Balanomorpha; Balanidae
Exons: 6
Coding region: 244-1227 (327 amino acids)
Biological process (GO): regulation of transcription by RNA polymerase II
Cellular component (GO): nucleus; transcription regulator complex
Source: RefSeq, a predicted model, not a curated record